GCUGAGAGCUCUGUUUGGGUUUUCGAACUGUUUGGAGUGCUCAAUCAAUCUAUAGGUGUUCUGUUGUGAUUGCCGCUCACAUCAGGUUUUCAGUUGCGACUAGCCGGUGGAAUUACAAGGUGUUGUGAAAAGUUUCUUAUCAGUUGCCAACUAAGAUGAAUUUCAACCGCGAUGAGCUAGAAGCGCCCGAGUGGAUAAAUCCGGACUUUCUAAAAGAAGUUCUGGAAUUCAACGGAGAAUUGACUAGUGUUACGAUUCAUGAUUACAAAACUUCCCCAGCUACAGUCGUCGGCGAACACUUCGCCAGUAUCAUGUUUCGGGCGAACAUAAGAUACUCAACAGCAACUAGCGAAAAUCAACAAUGCUCUGUGAUUAUCAAAGGCAUGCCAGUCGCAGAAGGACUAAAGAAGGAUUUUAUAGCACAAGAUACUUUGGACUUUUUUGGAACUGAGAUUUUCAUGUAUUCAAAAGUACUCAACGAUUGCCAAGAAAUUUUGAAAAGUGCAGGCUACCCUGAAACAUUAGUAGCAAAGAUUCUCUACUAUUCAUCGGAACCCAGAAAAGUCUUAGUUUUUGAGGAUUUAAGAGAGCUUGGAUACUCCUUGCUGCCGAGGGUGCUUCCGAACGACCAGGAUGCUGAAAUGAUUUUCUCUAAAUUGGGACAGUACCAUGCUGCCGUAUUUAAGAUGGAAAAUGAAGGUCGAAAGGAUUUGAGAGUAAAAGGGACAUUUUUGUAUCUACCAAACGUAGGGGACUUUCCAAUAUUUCGCCACGGAAUAUCUUUUCUGCAUGAAACUGUUCAAACCCUGCCUGGCUUCGAGGAAAUCGCAGAUAAGCUGGGAAAAAUUACUUCUGAUAUGUUAUUGAAGAAAUGUAAAGAAUCUAUAUUCACACCAGGAGCAUACAACGUGCUGAAUCAUGGAGAUUACAGUAUCAAAAAUUUAAUGUACAAAACUGAUGACAAAGACGUCGUUACUCAGGCUGUUUUGAUUGACUUUCAAAUAUGCCAUUGGGGAUCACCAGCAUACGAUUUAUAUUUCAUGGCAUCCCUCAUUCCAUACAAAAGGCGUGAGAAACUUUUCAAAUUAUACUUCGACACAUUCAUUGACGUUCUGGUUAAAUCUGGAUAUAGGGGAACAUUACCAACGUACGACCUAUUGCAGCAGGAGCUCAAAUCAAAUCAACAUCUUGAUCUCUGCUUUUUGGCUACUCUUACAGCUUUUAUGACCACAGAUAAGAACGAAAUUAAAGAGCAGAUGGAAGAGGUUAUGCAAAGUGAGGAAUUACUGCGAAAAUAUUACAAAACGCCGCAAUAUAUUUCAUUUAUAAAAGAAUCAUUACCAAUUUUGUUGAAAGAGGGUGUCUUAGAUAAAAUAAUAUCUGCAAGUUGAUUAAAGACAA
Molecule: messenger RNA, 1401 nt
Organism: Hermetia illucens (black soldier fly)
Lineage: Eukaryota; Metazoa; Arthropoda; Insecta; Diptera; Stratiomyidae
Exons: 6
Coding region: 156-1391 (411 amino acids)
Source: RefSeq, a predicted model, not a curated record